AUGUCUUCAUUUAACAACAAUAAUAAUAACAAUAAUAACCUUAAUAAUCUUAAUAACCUCAACAACCUCAACAACCUCAACAAUCUUAACAACCUCAACAACCUCAACAACCUUAAUAACCUUAACAUUAAUGGCAACAACAAUCACAAUUGGCGCCAAUCUUUGAAGGAGGGAGAGCGUAGACAAAGUCUUAUGCGUUUCUUAAAAGCUUGGGAAAUUUUUAGUAAUAUUAAAGCAACUUCUGACCAACGUUUAAUAGAAGUAGCCAGGAAGUGGGAAAGUGAAGCUUAUGAUAAUGCUACUUCUAAAGAAGAUUACGAUCGCUUAACCAGACAUCCGUCACUGCAGCAACAAAAUGUUUCUCCUCAACUUGUUCAACAAUCUCCAAAUCCUAAACAAAUACCAAAUCAACAACAGCAGCAGCAACAGCUUAAUAAAAUGGUAAAUAAUACUCCCUCUGGUCAAAAUAAUAAUAACAAUGACAAUGAUGCUACUACGAGCACUGGUAACAUCAAUGAACUUCUAAAAAGAAUAACAUCAAUGAACCAACAAGACUAUGCUGCAAAAGAAAAAACAACUAAAGAAUUUAUUUAG
Messenger RNA from Entrophospora sp. SA101, 594 nucleotides. The record is from the annotation of a GenBank genome assembly. NCBI's taxonomy places the organism in Eukaryota, Fungi, Glomeromycota, Glomeromycetes, Entrophosporales, Entrophosporaceae.